AUGGUGGCCAACAAUGAGUACUUCUACUCCUCUGAAAGGCAAGAAGCUCUAAAGAAAGUAGCUGAAAGACCAACCAAUGCACUACCAAGUGACACUAUUCCCAACCCCAAGGAAGAAUGUAAAGAAAUUCAACUUAGGAGUGGAAAGACAUUGGAGAAUAACAAAGAAGCUAACAAGAAGCCAGCAGAGGAUGAUAAGGCUAACAGCAAGGAAGAAGUGCCAAUUAAAGAGAAGGACCAGGAAGAGCUCAGAAAGAAGGAUGGAGAGUCUCAAGCUUCAAAGAAGGAAAAACAAGUCAUGAUAGAGCCUCCACAAGAACAGAGGAAGGAAGUUAAACAUUACAUCCCUCCUCUGCCAUAUCCUCACAAAUUACAAAGAGAGCUCAAGGAUCAACAGUUUCCCAAAUUUCUGGAAGUUUUUAAGAAGCUGAAAAUCAACAUCCCACUUGCUGAAGUAUUAGAGCAAAUGCAUCUGUAUGCAAAAUUUCUAAAGGAACUCAUCAACAAGAAGAGAAGCUGGAACGAGAAAGAGACAGUGAUCUUAACACAAGAGUGCAGUGCAGUGAUUCAAAAAGGAUCAAGUAUCAAUCUGAUGCCCUUAUCUAUGAUGAGAAAGUUGUCCAUAGAAGAAGUGAAACCUAUAAGGAUGACCUUGGAACUUGCUGACAGAUCAAUGAUGAAGAGGGAGGCGAUUCCAUCAUAUUGGGAAGACCUUUCCUAG
Molecule: messenger RNA, 720 nt
Organism: Arachis ipaensis
Lineage: Eukaryota; Viridiplantae; Streptophyta; Magnoliopsida; Fabales; Fabaceae
Source: RefSeq, a predicted model, not a curated record